UAUCCAAGAUUGCAAUUGAUACAGAAAUAAGUGGAAGAACAUGUUUUGAUGAGGAUAUUAAGACCUUGCAAUGACAUACGUUCAGAAGCCAUGUUACUAUGUACCUCCUGUGCCUAAUAAAGUGACCACUGUUUAUGUUCCUGAUACUCUGCUGCUGAAGCUGAUCCACUUCAAGGUUCGACAUGUUGUGCGUUCGGAGAUGCUCUUCUGCACACCACUGUUGUAACACAUGGUUAUUUGAGUUACGGUCACCUUCCUGUCAGCUUGAACCAGUCUGCCAAUUCUCCUCUGACCUCUCUCAUUAACCAGCUGUUUCUGGCCAUAGAACUGCCACUCACUGGAUGCUUUUUUUUUUCGUUUUUUUGCACCAUCCUCUGUAAUCUCUGCAUGAAAAUCCAAGGAGUUCAUCAAUUUUUGAGAUACUCUGAGCACCCCAUCUGGCACCAACAAUCAUUCCAUGGUCAAAAUCACUUAGAUCACAUAUCUUCCUCAUUCUGAUGUUUGGUCUGAACAACUGAAUCUCUUGACCGUGCCUGCAUGCUUUUGUGCAUUUAGUUGUCGCCACAUGAAUGGCUGAUUAGAUAUUCGCAUUAACGAGCAGGUGUACCUAAUAAAGUGGCCACUGUGUGUAUAGAGAAAUUCAGUGUUUGGUGAAAUGGAGCUUAAUAUGGGGAAAUGUGAAGGCAUGCAUUUCUGGUAAGAUAAAUCAAGAGGCAGAUUAUUAUCUAAAUGGGAGGCGGGCCUGCAAGAGAGUGAAGUUCAGAGGGAUCUAGGUGUUUUAGUGUAUGAAUCACAAAGUGGUGCAGGUAGGUGCAACAGGUAGUUGAAAGGACAAGUGGCAUAUUGGCCUUUUAGUUGAGAACUAGGGAGGUUUUGUUAUGAGUGUACAGAGUUUUAGUGAGGGCUCCCAGGUCAACUGAGCAUAGCUAUGGUCCCCUUACCUGAGAUGAUAUUGUCGCAAUGGAGGCAGUCCAAAAGAGAUUCACCAGACAGAGUGCUUCUCUGUCUGAGUCCUUGGCCUUUAGCCAUAAAUCACCCCAGAUAAAUGUACCUGUAAGUUGAGGGCUGUCUGGCAGACAUGAUAGUUCAUUUAUUUUGGAGUUAAGAACGACUGGUUGAUGUUUAAGAACAAGAAACUCACAUUAGGUGGACCAUCUGCACAAAUCUGGUGGAUGGCAAAGUGCAGCACUUACCCUUUCUGAAUGCCCACUGCUGUUUCCCCUGCCUCUACAUCCUACCAUCAAUCUGUGGCGUAGAACAGUGAGGAAUUCACUGAGGAGCUCUGUGUGGUUUUGAAGCUCUUCCUAUGAUGAUCCUGAGAGUGAGAGAAAGCCUGCUGAAAGUUGUGCUUGCAGAGAGAUUUUUCUGUGAUGCAACAGGCCUCAGCUUCUCACACCAACCACCAACCAAAAUACCAGAAAGGAGAUGAUUUUAAAAGCACAUGAUUAGAAGUUGAGUAACCACAGUGUUGUAUGAUGAUUUUCAUUUGAUGCUGGUUUUUGAUAAAUGAAAGCUACUCGAAGCCUAUAAAGCAGCAAGUGAUCAACCAGAGGGAGAUAGGUAACAGAGACGUGGUUGCCAAGGUUACAAAUAAGAAGCAGAACCCUCUGUCUUUUCUAAAGGGUGAUGCUGCCUUAAUAGAAAUGUGGGCAUGUUGCUUCAAGGAAAUGGAGAAUUCAGUUGAGGCUUGUAACUACAUUGUUAGGCUUUUCAUUAGUAAAGGAUUGCAGCCUUGUGGACCUCCAACGGUGUGGAAACCUUCCCUCUGGAAGCGUGAAUGGCCAAGAUCCUCACGACUAUGGAAGACAAUAAGCAGCUGGCGGCGAAGAUCGAUGUGGCCGUCCAGUCGGCCAGCCGCGAGGUGUCCAGUCUGAGAGCGGAGCUGACGGCCACCAACCGGAGACUGGCCGAGCUCAGCCCCGGGGCGGACUGCGCCGGCAUGGAUACCAAGCACGGAGAAGACGACUGUGACGUGAGAUCUGAUGAGCUCCAGCAUCAUGUGACAGUACUUCUUCGUGAGGAGGUUUCCCGGCUCCAGGAGGAGGUACAGUGGCUGAGGCAGAUGAAGGAGAUGCUAACAAAGGAGCUGGAGGACACGAAUGCAGGAAAAUCAGCUGAGAUCCUGUCGGUGACUGAGCUGAAAGUACAGCUUGCCCAGAAGGAGACCGAGCUGGCCCGAGCCAAAGAAGCCCUGCAGGCCAUGAAGACAGACCGUAAGCGAUUAAAAGCAGAAAAGGCCGACCUGGUGAACCAAAUGCAACAACUGUACGCCACACUGGAGAGCCGGGAGGAGCAGCUGCGGGAUUUUAUAAGGAAUUACGAGCAACACAGAAAGGAGAGUGAAGAUGCAGUGAAGGUUUUAGGAAAAGAAAAAGACUCACUAGAACGAGAGAAAUGGGAUUUACGUAGACAAGCCAAGGAGGCGACUGAUCAUGUGACUGCACUCCAAACACAGCUGGACCUCAAAGAGAACAGAAUUAAAGAACUGGAGGCAGAGUUGGCCAUGAUAAUGAACCGUAUGGGCCAGAAAAUGGAAUAUCGCAUUUUCGAUCGUUCAGCUGAGAAGGAGUCCUUCCCUCGAGUGCUGGCGGCCAAGCAAUCCCUAGCCACACUGACCAAGGAUGUCCCCAAGAGGCACUCACUGGCGAUGCCGAGCGAGAGCAUGUUAAAUGGGAACCAGGAGUGGGUGACACAGUCCGACCUACCACUCACUGCGGCAAUUCGACAGAGCCAGCAGACAUUGUAUCAUGCACACCACCACUCGGUAGACAGGCAAGGAGUGCGAGUCAGUCCCUGUCACUCGAGGCAACCGUCCACCGUCUCGGACGCCUCGGUGCUUGAGGGUGAAAGGUCGUCCACACCAAGUGACAUCAACUCACCGCGACAUCGGACACACUCACUCUGUAAUUCACUAGAAGAUCUAGAAGAACAAAAGAGGAAGAAAAAGAAGGAGAAGAUGGUGUUUGGCUCCAUUUCGCGGGUGUUUGCCAGGGGCAAGCAACGGAAAUCCCUGGAUCCCGGCCUCUUUGAUGAUUCUGAUGGUCUGUCCAGCCCCACAAACCUGAGCCUCAGCUUAUCUGAGGGCGAUGAGCAUCUGGACAGGUUGCAGCAGGUGGAGAUUGCAAGGACCAUGCCGAUGUCUCACUGGAAGGCGGGUACUGUACAGGCCUGGCUGGAGGUUGUCAUGGCGAUGCCAAUGUACAUCAAGUCUUGCACGGAGAAUGUCAAAAGUGGAAAGGUCCUGUUGAGCCUGAAUGAUGAAGACUUGGAGGUAGGCCUCGGGGUGAACAGCUCGAUGCACCGGCGUAAGCUGCGGCUGGCGAUUGAGGACUAUCGGGAGGCAGAGUAUGGAAAGGGGUUGUCCAAGGCCUCAGAGCUGGACCAUCACUGGGUUGCCAAGGCAUGGUUGAACGAUGUGGGCCUCCUGCAGUACUCACAGGCUUUCCAUAACCACCUUAUCGACGGCCGAAUGCUGAACUCACUGACAAAGCGAGAUCUGGAAAAAUACCUGAAUGUGUCGAAGAAAUUCCAUCAGAUUAGCAUCCUGCUUGGCAUUGAGCUGUUUCGACAGUGGGACUUUGACAGAGAGAUUCUACAUGAAAGAAGAGCCUGGUGUGAAAAUCACAAUGUCGACCCUUUGGUCUGGACCAACCAGCGAGUCAUAAAAUGGGUGCGAGAGAUUGACCUCAAGGAAUAUGCAGACAACCUUCUCAACAGUGGUGUCCAUGGUGCAGUCCUCAUCCUCGAACCCACCUUUAACUCAGAAACCAUGGCAACGGCGCUAGGAAUCCCCAGCAACAAGCACAUUAUCAGGCGACAUCUCUUUGAAGAGCUGAACUUAAUUGUCAACCCUGCCAGGCAUGGACUGUUACAGGAAAGUCAGAGACUGGGGCAGCUAUGUUAUGUACAACAGGGCUUUCUGGGAUACAAUCACGCUGAUGAGAAUGCUCUGGAAUAUGCAGAGGAUGAAACCAGCAGAAAGUACAGAACAGGAAGGGGACCAAUGGAUUCAAUGAAGGCCUUUGGUGGAAAAGACCUCUGCUUCCACGAAGGCUAUCCCUCCCGUCUACAAGGUGUCACUGAGGACGAACUGUCCAGACCAGCACGUUGCUCCCUCCAGACCUUCACUGGGAUAGAGGUUACCAAUGUAUAGGGCCAAGUUGUUCACUGGAUACUGGAAUCAACUGGAAUUCUUUCACCCACAUAUGCAACCACAUAAAAGUAAACCAGCUGCUCAGCAGAAGACUUUCCGGCCAAGUGAACAGAUUUAUUUUAUAUUUAUGUUAAGUGGAUUGGAUCAUCGUUAAUGUCCAAUUGGCUGCGAGUGGCUGCUGUUGCCAUGGGAAAGCAGUUGAAUGCUGAAGGUUUGCUGGAAGGCUAUCUCUUAUUAACCAGCUGAAGCCCAACAGUUGAGAUUGUUCCCGAGCAUCAGGCACAUUGGAUCCAUCCUAAAUCUAGCUUUUCAGCACUGCAGAUCCUUAUAGAAAAAGAAUUUUGAUUUAACUGAAUGUGAAGAGGAUGGAAAGACCACAAGGGACUUGCUCUAAUGUCUGGUUUCUAUCCUGUACCUUUUAAUUUAAGUGGAGAUAGUUCAACAUUCCUCCUAACUCUAUUUCAUAAAAAAGGCUUACGUCCAACAUUAAAUCCGCUGUUCACAUAAUAAUGGAGGAGUUUCAACUUCAGGGGGUAGGCAGAGGACUCUGCAAACAUUGUAACUGAACCAGGCCAGUUCUAUUGAUCACCACCUGCAAAAGGCAGUCCAGAUUUUUACAAGGGGAGGAAAGUCCAGGGAGUUUUACUUCAAUACAAUUCCUUGCUUAUAUAAAACAUUUUCAUUAUCAGAUAUUUACUCUCUCUUGCUUACUGCUGCUAUGGAGAACAUUGCUCGUCAUUGCGUAGGUGGGGUCCUACAAUGAAAAUGUUGAACCUGGAACUAACUAGGACUUUAAUGUAGCCUUGGCAUUUUGAACAACCAGUUGAUUUAGUUAGUUUACCAAGAGAUACAUGUCCCAGCUGGGCUUUUGACUUGGACCACUGAAACCUUGAUUUGACUUUGUUAUUCAGCAUCUCCCCCUGAUGCUCUAAAGAAACUAAUGUAGAAAUGAACCAAAUGGAUCUGGAAGGUCCCAGCAAC
Messenger RNA from Mobula hypostoma (lesser devil ray), 5134 nucleotides. RefSeq names its product kazrin-like. Gene Ontology annotation, molecular function: protein binding. The coding region runs from base 1778 to 4153 and encodes 791 amino acids. The record is from RefSeq and is a predicted model, not a curated record. The transcript has 17 exons. NCBI's taxonomy places the organism in Eukaryota, Metazoa, Chordata, Chondrichthyes, Myliobatiformes, Myliobatidae.